Molecule: messenger RNA, 2063 nt
Organism: Drosophila kikkawai
Lineage: Eukaryota; Metazoa; Arthropoda; Insecta; Diptera; Drosophilidae
Gene: Klp59C
Product: Kinesin-like protein at 59C
Biological process (GO): microtubule-based movement
Molecular function (GO): ATP binding; microtubule motor activity; microtubule binding
Source: RefSeq, a predicted model, not a curated record
UUUGCUUAGCCUGUCGCUGCAUCUCCUGUUUUGGCUUUGCAGUAAAACUAAAAAUCUAUGGAAUAGGCCCUAACAUAAUUUAGAUUAAACACAUACAUUUACGAAAAAUUUGCAGUAAAUUCCAUCAAAUUUAUAGUAAAAUCCAGAAGCAAGCAUAAGAAUGGAUCAGCUGUCGAUCAACCAGAAGGUGUUCAUCCGGCGCUCCGAUGGCCGCGUCCACUUGGGGAGCAUUAUCAAGCUGGACGGCGGCACCAAUAACAUUGUGACGGUGGAGUGGCCCGAGGGGCAUACGGUGCGCGGCAAAGAGCUGCCCCUGGAGCUGGUGAUCCUGAUGAAUCCGCAGAUUUACGAUACGCCACGUUACGAAAGGCUGCAGGCCAAUCAAACUGCGUCUAUACCACCCCGUGCCCUGGUAGGUGCCAGGAACCAGGCAGGUGUUAUGCCGCGCCAGGGAGCGGAGCAGUUGAUGACGCCGAAUCGACAGGACGAGGUGGUCCUGCAGAUUAACAAGUUGCAGCAACAGCGAGAGCGAAGACGCGAACUCUACAACCGGGAGCGACUGCUGAGGGAGCAGCAGAUGAACGAGGAUCCGGGUAACCCGAACUGGGAGAUAGCCAGGAUGAUACGCCUGCAUCGUCAGGAGAUGAGCAAUGCCCAAAAAAAGACCAAGACGGCGGCUAAGGAGCCCCCGAAGGAGCACCAAAUUAUCGUUUGUGUGAGAAAGAGACCCCUCAACCAGAAGGAGUUGGCGGACAAGAAGGAGCUGGACGUGGUCAGCAUACAUUCGCGGGACCACUUGGUGGUGCACGAGCCGCGAAAGCACGUCAAUCUGGUGAAAUUCCUAGAGAACCAUAGUUUCCGCUUCGACUACGCCUUCAACGAGAAUUGCUCCAAUGCCUUCGUCUACGAGUUCACCGCCCGUCCCCUGAUCCGUCACAUUUUCGAUGGCGGAAUGGCCACCUGUUUCGCCUACGGACAGACGGGAAGCGGAAAGACCCACACGAUGGGCGGAAAGUUCACCGGGAGAAAUCAGCAGAACUCUCUGGAUGGCAUCUACGCCAUGGCCACCAGGGAUGUAUUCAGCCUGGUGGAGUCGCCUGCCUAUGUCAGCCUGAAUCUUCGCGUGUUCUGCAGCUUCUUCGAGAUCUACGGCUCGCGGGUGUACGAUCUCCUGGUGACGGGAAAACCCCAGCUGAAGGUACUGGAGGACGGCCAUCAGCAGGUCCAAGUGGUGGGUCUGACCGAGAAUGCCGUAAAGAACGUCGAGGAUGUUCUGAACCUGCUCGACCUCGGCAACAGUGUCCGCACUUCGGGUCAGACCUCGGCCAAUUCCAAGUCUUCGCGCUCCCAUGCCGUCUUCCAGAUUGUCCUGCGGAAAUCCUCUUCAAUCACUGAGCGCCCGCAUGGCAAGUUCUCCCUGAUCGAUCUGGCCGGGAACGAACGGGGAGCGGACAAUAAUUCCGUCGAUCGGCUGACGCGCCUCGAGGGAUCGGACAUCAACAAGUCGCUGCUGGUCCUCAAGGAGUGCAUCCGGGCCUUGGGUCGCCAGUCGGCCCACCUGCCCUUCAGAGGCUCCAAGCUCACCCAGGUCCUGCGCGACUCGUUUAUAGGCGGCAAAAAAGUCAAGACUUGCAUGAUAGCCAUGAUAUCGCCGGGCCUGCAUUCGGUAGAGCACACCCUAAACACCCUACGCUAUGCGGAUCGGGUGAAGGAACUGACUGUGGACUCGUUGAUUCCGAGGCGACUGAUGAACACGCCUCUAGCUAAUCCUGCUGAUGCCCCUCCUGCCUCCAACAGAAAUUCCCUGCCAGAUGUGCGCAGUCAGCGGGAGGACGAGCAAGCUUAUCCCGUUACCGUUGCCUCAUCCAAUUCGCUAUCUGGAGGGCAGGGAAGAGGACCAUACCCUACAGUCAACAGAAGCCAGAGGAGGUCAAGGCAUCCCAGAGCCGGAAGCCGCUCGCACUUAGCCAGAAAUCUAUCCGCGUUUCGAGGACGCAACUUACCCUGAUUUUCCAAGGCCAGAAAACUAUAAUAUUGAAAAUUAAAUGUCCACAUUUAUAGUA